GAGACAAAGACACACAGUUGCCUCCCUUGGAAGUAUGGCGCAAAAUAUGAAAACUUAAGAGUUAAUGAUCGUCGGUUGGGUCUAAUAACACAGAGGACAAUCCACGAAGUUACUUUGUACCAGUUGGAUAAAAGGCACUGCGCGUUCAAGCCUAGCAGAUGGAUUCAACCACACUCAUAGAUUUGGCUCAUCAUUUUAACGCCAAGCUAUCGAACCUACACACUGCAUAUGACCUGACGGAGGCCAAACAUGACCCCUCCUGCCAGAAGUUGCUGGUGUCUAUUGGGAAGGAGCUGGAAGGUUUGGAAGGUAUCCUGACACAGAUGAAAGGUGAACUGCAGAAGGGGAAGGAAGCCGUUUCAACAGCACAGGAAUUAAAAGUAACAUACCAAAAUGUGAUAGAGGAUUUGAAGUACACCAUAGAGCACCUGCCAGCUCGACUCCCCAACAAACCAGUACCAGGCCAACACAUUAAUUUGAAUUCUAAACCUAACAAGAUGGGGAAUGGAUCAACAUCUGCUGUCAAACACAAGCUGGUUGAGGUGGAGAGGCCAGUGAAGGAGGUUGUCUAUUGCCCACCUAUAGAAUACCUCACUGUGGAUGAAUUUGACACUGUGCCCAAGUACAUGAAGGGCCGACUCACGUACAACCAACUGAAUGGUGUCAUUGAUGACUUGAACAAAACCUUCCUGGCCAAGUACAAGAUUCUCAAGAUGAAGAGAUCCAAGCUGUCGGAUGUCAACAGAAAAAGAUACGAGUCUUUCAAGUUGCAGGAAUCCAAAGAUAGUAAAGAUACAUAUUUUGUUGUGGAGGGAGAUUUGAAGGAGUUUGCCAAAAUGAAGAUGGACGCGACGUCCCGAGCCAUGUUGACAGUGUUACGCCACUGUGGACGAAUGAGGGAAAUUCGUGGUGGGGGAAUCACCCGCUUCGCCAUGGUGGAGAUGUAUUAGUCGACUUGUAGACAGGACAUGCUUCACCUAACUUGUGAUAAUUUACAGCUAACCACCUAUUUAUUUGUAUCACUGCUGUCUUUGAACAAUCAGAGACUCAAUGAAUAUUCAAAAUUAGAAGUGUGUUAUUGGAUGUUGAGGCAUUGAAAUGUGAUGCUGACAGGGACAUGUCAUUGAUGCUGGGAUAUGGUUAUGUUUCCAUGAAUUCUUUCCUCCCUGAAGCCUUCAAAGCCAUGUCAGGGCCAGUAGGGUAGCCUUGUGGUUAAUGUGUUCAUCCGUCAGUACGGAUUUACAGUAAAUAAAGAAGUUGUUAUCCAUAAAUUGUCAUCUUCUAAGUAAUACAGGGAUCUGGUAUCUUAUUUUGUCUGGUUUUAUGCAUCUAUGUCUGAUACAUUUAUCCAAGCUAGUAUUGUGUGGUGCAACUUGUGUUCAUGUCAACAUGCGUCUGGUACAAGUUAAUCAAAUGCGCUCAAUCAAGCCCUGGUGCAGUCUUUGUUGUGAAUAUUGCCUACACUUGCAGUGUGACAAAUGUCCAACACAUGAUGUUUGUACAGUCGAGGUCCAGGUGGCCUGUAGGGCCUGUAGGUCAAAAGCAUCGCAGUUGGCUGGGCAGAGUUGUGUCCCUUAGAUGUAGAAGAAUCCGAUGGUCAUUAGUUGAAUCCAAGAUUUGUCUUGAUUGUAGCUUAAGGUGGUCGGCACCAUAUCUGAGGGGUUCACCAAAAUGGUAAAGAUCUAGGACCUACAUCUCACGGGGACUCUCUCUUUGUUGUCUUAUGUAUGAAAAUUACUUUACCAAGAAAUAUAAUAAGAUCGUUAAUAUUUUAGCCACUUUUAAUAUGUGAUUUUUGUAAUUAAAACAUUUUACCAACCUUG
This is a messenger RNA of Haliotis rufescens (red abalone), 1823 nucleotides long. Its product is annotated as spindle and kinetochore-associated protein 1-like. NCBI's taxonomy places the organism in Eukaryota, Metazoa, Mollusca, Gastropoda, Lepetellida, Haliotidae. The record is from RefSeq and is a predicted model, not a curated record. Gene Ontology annotation, biological process: mitotic cell cycle; regulation of microtubule polymerization or depolymerization; cell division. The transcript has 6 exons. Gene Ontology annotation, cellular component: mitotic spindle; outer kinetochore; spindle microtubule. The coding region runs from base 159 to 950 and encodes 263 amino acids. Gene Ontology annotation, molecular function: microtubule binding.